This is a messenger RNA of Oncorhynchus gorbuscha (pink salmon), 1754 nucleotides long. Its product is annotated as G/T mismatch-specific thymine DNA glycosylase-like. Gene Ontology annotation, cellular component: nucleus. The transcript is spliced from 11 exons. The record is from RefSeq and is a predicted model, not a curated record. Bases 143 to 1513 code for a protein of 456 amino acids. Gene Ontology annotation, molecular function: mismatch base pair DNA N-glycosylase activity. Gene Ontology annotation, biological process: base-excision repair, AP site formation. NCBI's taxonomy places the organism in Eukaryota, Metazoa, Chordata, Actinopteri, Salmoniformes, Salmonidae.
CUUCCCAUGUCAAAGUUGACGUGCUUUACUGUCAUGUCUUUGUUGCUUCAAUGCUAGCAAGUCCAGCGCGAAAGUGAUUGAGCACAGUUGUUUUUAAGAAAGAAAUAACAAAUUCAACUAUUUCUGUAAUAGUAAAUCCAAGAUGGAAGAAAAGCUGUAUGGAUCAGUGCCUGUCCCCUCGGAAUAUCUUCAACAGUGGAUUCAGUCAGCUCAACAGCUUCAGGCUCUGCAGGGCCAGUAUCCGGGCAUCAACCAUCACCACAGUCCUCACCCUCACUACACAGAGGAACCAAGAGAGGAGAGAGUAAUGGCACAUGCACAUAUGGCUGUCAAUGAUGAGCUCAUGGCUCAGCAAGAACCUGCCAAUUUAGCGAAAGCUCCAGCGAAAAAGCGAGGGAGAACAGCACAACCAAAGGAACCCAAGCCACCCAAAAUGCCCAAGCCCCCCAAGGCCAAACCGGGCCCCAAGCCCAAGAAAGGCAAGGAGGGUCAAGAGGCUGACGGCACGCAGGAGAAGAUGGACGAGACCGUCCAGAAGGUCAGGAAGAAACGAGACCGAUUCAAGGGCAUGACGGAAGAUGAGGUCAUGAGCAGAACUCUGACUGACAUUCUUGACUACAACUUGGACUAUGUCAUUAUUGGAAUCAACCCAGGUCUGGUGGCAGCCUAUGUUGGACGAUGGUUCCCUGGCCCUGGAAAUCAUUUCUGGAAGUGCCUGUUCUUGUCUGGAUUCACUGAUGAGCAGCUCAACCACAUGAGUGACACCAGCCUGCCAGCGAAAUAUAAGAUCGGUUUCACAAACAUGGUGGCAAGGACAACGCCUGGAAGCAAAGACCUUUCAACCAAAGAGCUACGUGAGGGUGCCUUAAUUCUCGUGGAAAAGCUGAAGAAGUACAAGCCUCUCAUAGCUGUUUUCAAUGGAAAAUGUAUCUAUGAAAUGUUCUGCAGAGAGAUGUUUGGAAAAAAGCCCAAGAAACUUGACUUUGGUCUGCAGCCACACAAGAUACCUGACUGUGAAGUGGCGUUGUAUUUGAUGCCGUCGUCCAGUGCCCGCUGUGCCCAGUUCCCCCGUGCCCAGGACAAAGUGCACUUCUACAUCAAGCUGAGGGAAUUAAGGGACCAGCUCAGGGGUGUGGCCAGAACAGACGACAUUCAGGAGUUGGAGUACACCUUUGACCUGGGACUGGCCAAGGAGGACGCCAAGAGGAUGGCGAUUAAAGAGGAGGCGUACGACCCGGGCUACGAGGCGGCCUUUGGCGGCGCAUAUGGCGAGGGUGGGCCGGGGCCUGAAGAGGGCCAGAGCAAUGGCAACGGGCACUGUAACUUCUCGUCGGCGGAAAACACAGUUUCAGACGCUGUCGAGAAGGCAGACACUUCUCAACUUCCUGCCGCCACCGCCACUGCCACAGAGGGACAACUCCCGGACGGACAGUGGAUGAUGCAGUCUUUUGCUGAUCAGAUUCCAGACAUUGGGGGCUCUAAAGAGCCCCAGGCAUGGGCGGGCAAUGUAUAAGGAAGGGGAUAGGGCUACUAACUAGCCCUAUCUGGACGUACAGAGACCUCAACCCACACAUCCUUAAUCCCCUCCUUCAACAAGACACUGCACCUCAGUUUGAAGACUCAAAUUGUAGCCUUUUCAUUUUUUUUGUCAAGUUGUAUUAGCCAUUUUAUGGAUUUACACAUUUAACUACUUGAUAGAUGGAAUUUUCUAAAUUGAAAAUUGAGGAUUUUUUAAAUUCAAAUAUUUCAUCCUG